Pelodiscus sinensis (Chinese soft-shelled turtle) is the source of this 1101-nucleotide messenger RNA. Its product is annotated as olfactory receptor 52E2-like. Gene Ontology annotation, biological process: G protein-coupled receptor signaling pathway. The record is from RefSeq and is a predicted model, not a curated record. Gene Ontology annotation, cellular component: plasma membrane. Lineage: Eukaryota; Metazoa; Chordata; Testudines; Trionychidae. Gene Ontology annotation, molecular function: G protein-coupled receptor activity; olfactory receptor activity.
AUGAAAUGUCUCAUAUUAGCUUUGCUUCUCCAUUCAGGUACGUGUACUGAGACCACCAGCCUACACCCUGACCACAUAGAAGUCCGGGCUGGGUAUCGGGAGCAGUACAAGACACGGUUCUGUCUUGGAUUUGGGCCCUUUCUCUCCUGCUCCAUGUCAGAUUCCAACACAACUGAAUUCUCCAACCCCUCCACCUUCAUCCUACUGGGUAUCCCUGGUCUGGAAGCUGCCCAUGUCUGGAUCUCCAUCCCCUUCUGCAUCAUGUACAUCAUAGCCAUCUUGGGAAACUUCACCAUCCUCUUCAUCAUGAAGACAGAACCGAGCCUCCACAUGCCCAUGUACUAUUUCCUCUGCAUGCUGGCUGUCACCGACCUGGUCCUGCCCACGUCCAUCCUGCCCAAAAUGCUGAGCAUCUUCUGGUUCAAUUCCAGGGAGAUCAAUUUCAGUGCCUGCCUCACCCAGAUGUUCUUCAUUCACUGCUCUUCGGUGAUCGAGUCUGGGAUUUUCUUGGCCAUGGCGUUUGAUCGCUACGUGGCCAUUUGUGAUUCCCUGAGACAUUCCACCAUCCUGACCAAUCGUGUUGUGGCCUUAAUUGGCCUGGCCAUUGUGCUGCGUGGGAGUUUGCUUGUAAUGGUCCAUCCAAUCCUGGUGAGGAGUCGGCCAUAUUGCAGAACCAACAUCAUCCCCCACUUGUACUGCGAGCACAUGGCCGUGGUGAAACUGGCCUGCGCUGACAUCCGCGUCAGUAGCUACUACGGCCUCUUUGUGGUGUUCUGCGUGCUUGGUCUGGAUGUGUUUUUUAUCGCUCUGUCCUAUAUCCAGAUCCUCAGGGUCAUAUUCAGUCUCCCCACCAAGGAUGCCCGACUCAAGACUUUUGGGACCUGCAGCUCCCACCUCCUCGCCAUCUUAGCCUUUUACGUCCCGGCCAUCUUCUCCUCCCUCAUGUACCGCUUUGGCCAGCAUGUGGCCCUGCAUUUCCACAUUCUCAUUGCCAGUACGUACCGCCUGUUGCCCCAUAUGCUCAACCCCAUCAUCUACGGGGUGAGGACCAAGCAGAUCUGGGACCGGCUGCUCCAGCUCUUUCACUGUAAAAAGACCUAA